Messenger RNA from Symbiodinium necroappetens, 483 nucleotides. The record is from the annotation of a GenBank genome assembly. NCBI's taxonomy places the organism in Eukaryota, Dinophyceae, Suessiales, Symbiodiniaceae.
GUCCGCGCGAAAGCCAACUCCUUCUGUGACCGCACAGAAGAGCGCGAGUGGCGCUAUAACACGGAGUUCAUGUUGAACCUCCCUGAGACCGAGGGCAUCGCUAAGCUCUACGAGGUGCUGGAGGAUAAGAAGGGCUACUAUGUCAUCAUGGAGAAGGUGGCCGGCCAGGAUCUCUUCGAGACCAUGACGGGCAAAGGUUUGCUACCCAUUGCUGAGGUGAAGGAGGUCAUGCGACAGCUGCUCCAGGCUCUUGCAGAGCUCCACGCUCGCAACUGCAUCCACAAGGACCUGAAGCUGGAGAACAUCAUGUUUGACAGGACUCCGCCAGCGAAUGCCAAGGUAGACUGGGCCAGCUUCAUGGGUGGCGACCAGUCGCCAGUGAAGGUAAAGCUCAUCGACUUCGAUACCGUGGAGACCGUGCAGCCCCAGACUCCGAAGAAGGCUAAGGAUGUCCUGGGAACUGACCAGUACAUCGCCCAAGAG